UUACUGUUCAGUUAGUGACAAGUCAGCAACCCAGUUAGCGAGUCGCCAACUCAAUCAGAGAUUCAAUGUCAGAUGUCAGUUUGAUCUUCGGUACGACUCAUAUUCUACUCAUGGCCAAGUGUCAAUAUACCAUUUAUUGGUAUUCGUUUCUCACUUAAUACGGCUGACCAUAUUACACACGGUUGUCUGGCAACGCAUCUGCCUUAGGGUCGUCCCGUUGCUGAGCAGUGUUAUUCUUGUUCUCUGUGUUCUGCAUUGUUUUCAAAGGCAAAAGAGCAAUGUUUAUCUACGAAAUGGUAGGAACGUAAAUGCGGCGAGGCAGUUGCCCAUCACUGAAGCCGAGGUCGAGAUGUUAGUUAUUCAGUUGCUAAUGCUGUGGUAGGAAUGUAAGUUAGGCAGAUCCUCGAUGGCGUUUGGCUGCCCUGGAGACUGAGGCUCCUCACCACUUGUUAGACGUAUUAUCCAACGGUAACGCGAUGUCAGCUGCUUGGAGUAGUUCAGCUGAUGAUGUUUGGUUGUGUUGCGUGUACUGAUGAGAGAGCUGGCUUUCCGUUUCCAAUGUGACACAUUGUGAGGAAGUCCAACCGCAACAAGACAAUGGUUUCGCCCUGCACAGCAAGACGCCACUUCGCCUUAGAACGCACUGACUUCUUGAGAUAUGGAUAGCGGUUGGUGAUUCAGUGGAUUUUAUUUGUCAGAAUAUGGAGCAGAUUAGGCUAUUGGACGGAGAGGAUGAAAGAGAUGAAUCACUUAACAUGUUUCUUAUGUUUCCCAAACGGAGAGCAUCACUCCUAAACCAACAUAGAUGGCGCUCUAAACAGCAACGGGGAGAUCUGAAUUGGAUACAAAUGACGAUCAGAUGACUCCAAAAAUGGCGGAGUUUGGCUGGGGGCUCUCGGACGAGACGCUCAAAAAGGCGCGGACGGAAUUGAAUGAGAUUCCUGAGCGUCGUCGUGAGGCAAUUGAAGCCAUUAAGGAACAGAUGGUCACACGGCCAGAUAUAGAUUUUCUCCGCACAGAUGAUGCCUUCAUCCUCCGCUUCCUACGCGCCAGGAAAUUUGACACAUUCGAGUCGUUCAAACUUUACGCCAGAUACUUCGAGUACCGGCAAAUUAAUCGGAACUUAUUCAAAAAAUUCCACGCCGGGGAGCCUGGCGUUAAAGCGGCAUUAUUCGACGGAUUUCCUGGAGUGUUGCCGCUCACUGAUCACUUUGGGCGAAAAAUCUUGGUGCUUUAUUCGGCCAACUGGGACAAUUGCCACUAUGGCCUUGCCGCUAUUUAUCGAGCAUUGUUAUUGACUCUUGAGAAACUCAUCGAAGAAGAGGAGACGCAGGUCCACGGGUUUGUUAUCAUCGUGGACUGGUCACAGUUCACCUUUCGACAAUCAACAUGGAUACACCCGAGAUUACUUAAACUCAUGAUAGAAGGACUUCAGGAUUGUUUCCCAGCGCGGUUUGCAGGCAUUCAUUUUGUGAAUCAGCCCUGGUAUGUGGAGGCGGCCUUUAAGGUGGUGCGGCCGUUCCUUAAGGAGAAGACAAAAGAAAAGUUUUAUAUGCAUGGCAAUAACCUCACCACCCUCCACGCCCACAUCCACAGAGACGCCCUCCCGGCAGACCAGGGUGGCUCAGCACCACCGUACAAUACAGAGACAUGGGCCAAGAUAUUAGUAGGCGACGACCAAUUUAGUUACGGACAGAACCACAUAUUCUGGCCGGACCAUUGUGUUAGCUUUAAGAAGUCAGAGACAUUUCCGCUCGAUCAGUACACCAGCCAAGGUGAAUCGUCUUCAAAACCGUCAACGGAAGAAAAACGGACAACAUUACUUGAUGAGGAGUUCUUCCUGAUAGACUGAUUACGAUAUGAGUAGGAACUUGAUGAGGAGUUCUUCCUGAUAGACUGAUUACGAUAUGAGUAGGAACUUGAUGAGGAGUUCUUCCUGAUAGACUGAUUACGAUAUGAGUAGGAACUUGAUGAGGAGUUCUUCCUGAUAGACUGAUUACGAUAUGAGUAGGAACUUGAUGAGGAGUUCUUCCUGAUAGACUGAUUACGAUAUGAGUAGGAACUUGAUGAGGAGUUCUUCCUGAUAGAUUGAUUACGAUAUGAGCAGGAACUUGAUGAGGAGUUCUUCCUGAUAGACUGAUUACGUAUAUGAGUAGGGACUUGAUGAGGAGUUCUUCCUGAUAGACUGAUUACGAUAUGAGUAGGAACUUGAUGAGGAGUUCUUCCUGACAGACUGAUUACGAUAUGAGUAGGGACUUGAUGAGGAGUUCUUCCUGAUAGACUGAUUACGAUAUGAGUAGGAAGUGACAUGUAGAGUGACGAUUUUAUAAUAACACUUUUGAGACACUUUGGGGAAGUUUUUGACAAGGCGUGUAAUUGAGAAGGAAAGACGAAGGCCAUUCUGAGGUGGAUAUGGUGCAAUUCUGAAGGUGCCUUGCAAUCCGAUUUCAGGGGCAUGAGCAUUUCCCUCUUUGCGGGGUCUCAGAUAAGGAAUCAAUCAAUCAGGUGUAACUGUAGUGAUGAAUUGUAAGCCAUGUGUACCAUAGUAAUGGGGGUUAAAUUAAACAUCGUGACAGGGAAGAGAUUAUUCAAGGUCUGGUUGAUUCAGCUGAGGGGUUGAGGGGCUCUUCACAAGGGUAAACAAGGUGGAGAAGAAAGGACAAAGGACUUAAACAAAGUACAUUGUACAAGAAUUGGUAAGGCAUUGUUCACUGUGUGUGCUAAUCUCUGCAUUGCAGGUAAAGAACCAUUACAAGGUUGAUUAGCUAUGAGUGUUAGAAGUCAGAAGAUAAACAGCGGACUUAUUCACUGCUGGCGAAUCAUCUGAUGAUGAUGAAUGAUAUGGGAUAGCGGUGGACAUGGUACUUUUGAUGCUUGUUCCAUCAGGCUGUACAUACAGUCCUCGAGAGUUUGCAAUGGAUGUUGUUACGUUUAGGCAUCCGCAGUUGGGAACAGGUGCUCUCGUAAAUGUCAUCUGUGGAUGGGGGGGGGUGGAGUUUCUGAGUUGGUCUCCUGGAAUAAUAGGAAGGACAUCAAGCUUAACUUGGGGAAUGAGCGUAGACCCCUCCUCACUGAAUUCUGCAAGUGGAGAAGCGGGCCAGUUUGUGGCUCGAAUUGUAAAGAUUGUAAAUAGUUUUGUAACCUCCCAAUCUUGUUGUGAAAAUGUUGUUUGUGAAGAAAUAUUUAUUGGUUAUUUAUUUGUGUAAAUUAUGUGUAUGUAGGCAAUUUGCAAUGUAAAACCAGUGCUUAUUUUUAACAUACCUCUGUGAAACCAGUGCUUAUUUUCAACAGACCUUUGUGAAACCAGUGCUUAUUUUCAACAGACCUUUGUGAAACCAGUGCUAUAUACGACCUGUAACCAGAGAGCAUUCAGCCUCGUAAACAGCCUACACCUACAAGAGGUAAUUAGUGACCAUCAUAGAAUCAAAAUGUCCCGAGUUCUGAUUUGGUAGAUUUUGGUCCGAAUGGAGUGGUCUGAUGUGUAGUUAAAGGCACUACAGCCAAUUGAUGUCAGCAUUCAGCUGGUCACCUCCUCGAUUUACUCAUUCAUCUCAGAUAUGUGAUGGACAGAAAAGACAGAAAAGACAGAGCCGACAGUCUAUUCUUUAUGACUCUUCAUCAGCAUUCGCAUGCUCUACCUUUCCAGAUCAGGAUACCACGCAAAGUUUAAGACAAGUUAGCAACAAAGUUUUUAGCGAGGCCAAAUUGUUGUCUUUUGUUAAGCUAAAUAAUAAGUUCGUUCUGUACUGCCUGAAGUGCUUUUUGUUAUUCAUCAACAAGAUUUAAUAAAUGUACAUUGAUGUUCCUAGAAAAAAACCAAACAUUGACAAUAAACAAUUUUCUGAUGAA
Messenger RNA from Lineus longissimus, 3849 nucleotides. Its product is annotated as clavesin-2-like. Gene Ontology annotation, cellular component: membrane. The record is from RefSeq and is a predicted model, not a curated record. Gene Ontology annotation, molecular function: phosphatidylinositol bisphosphate binding. The transcript has 7 exons. NCBI's taxonomy places the organism in Eukaryota, Metazoa, Nemertea, Pilidiophora, Heteronemertea, Lineidae. The coding region runs from base 860 to 1852 and encodes 330 amino acids.